Messenger RNA from Drosophila montana, 2074 nucleotides. It is a transcript of the gene SdhAL, whose product is annotated as Succinate dehydrogenase, subunit A (flavoprotein)-like. Gene Ontology annotation, biological process: tricarboxylic acid cycle; mitochondrial electron transport, succinate to ubiquinone. The record is from RefSeq and is a predicted model, not a curated record. The transcript has a single exon. Gene Ontology annotation, molecular function: electron transfer activity; flavin adenine dinucleotide binding; succinate dehydrogenase (quinone) activity. NCBI's taxonomy places the organism in Eukaryota, Metazoa, Arthropoda, Insecta, Diptera, Drosophilidae. Bases 56 to 2011 code for a protein of 651 amino acids.
UAUCAUUUGUGUUUAGAAUACAAUAAUAAAAAACACAUUGAACACUCUACUAGCAAUGACUCUCUUAAAAGCUAAAUGUCUUUUACGGUUGGCAUCUACAAAAUCGUUCAAUCGGUUGAAUUUCUAUCGGUUCUGGCAUGUGUCCCGGGUGAUGCGCGAUUGUGGCUCCGAUUACGAGUUAAACGAUCAUAAAUAUGAUGCUAUUGUAAUUGGGGCUGGUGGAGCUGGAAUGCGUGCAGGAUUCGAGUUGGCUAAGAGAGGAUUUAAGACUGCAAUGCUGUCGAAACUGUUCCCGACAAGGUCGCACACGGUGGCAGCACAAGGCGGGGUAAAUGCUGCUCUGAGCAAUAUGGACAAGGACGACUGGAAGUUCCACUUCUACGACACAGUUAAGGGCAGCGACUGGUUGGGGGAUCAGAAUGCCAUCCACUACAUGUGCCGAGAAGCGAUGGAAGCCGUAUACGAGCUCGACCAAUAUGGUAUGCCUUUUUCACGACGGGAGGAUGGCAAGAUUUAUCAGCGGCCUUUUGGAGGACAGACACUAGGCUACGGCAAGGGUGGCGUAGCUAGGCGUUCCUGCGCAGUGGCCGAUCGCACCGGGCACGCACUUAUUCACACGCUCUAUGGCCAGACUCUGAAGCACGGGGAUCUCUGCCAUUAUUAUAUCGAUUAUUUUGUGCUCGAUUUAAUAAUGGCAGAUUCCCGCUGCUUGGGUUGCCUGGCUUGGAAUUUGGAUGACGGCACCUUUCAUCGGUUCAUUGCCAAGAACACUGUGGUUGCGUCUGGCGGUUGUGGACGCGUGUAUUUUUCAACCACCGCAGGCCAUACUUGCACUGGAGAUGGAAACGCUUGGGUUUCACGCGCCAAACUUCCGCUUAUGGACAUGGAGUUUGUACAGUUUCAUCCUACCGGUAUAUACGGAGCUGGCUGUCUCAUCACUGAGGGUGUUCGCGGCGAGGGCGGCUUCUUUGUCAAUUCUAAGGGCGAACGUUUUAUGGAACAAUAUGCACCUGAGGCCAAGGACUUAGCCUCGCGCGAUGUUGUAGCGCGUGCUAUGACAUUGGAGGUGUUGAAAGGAAAUGGCUGUGGCCCCCUCAAAGAUCAUGUCCACUUACAGCUACACCAUAUUGAUCCUGAAAUUAUUUCAAAACGUCUGCCUGGAAUAUUGACAACAGCUAGAAUUUUCGCUAAAGUGGAUGUAACCAAGGAACCCGUGCCGGUGUUGCCCACCGUGCACUACAACAUGGGCGGUGUACCUACGGAUUUCAUGGGCAGAGUGGUCACACUUAACGAUGAGUCUAAAGAUCAAAUUAUACAGGGCCUCUACUCUUGUGGAGAGACUUCGUGCGCUUCGGUCCACGGUGCGAAUCGUUUGGGCGCCAACUCUUUGCUCGAUUUGGUUGUCUUUGGGCGCUCAUGCGCCAUGGAUAUUGUAGCCAAUAGCUGCCCAGGAGAUACGCCACCCGAUGUGAGCGACAGUGCCACUGAAGAAUCAAUGGCCAACUUCAAAAAGUUGCGAAAUGCCGAUGGCAAAACUCCAACGGCCUCGUUGCGAAUGGAACUGCAGCGGACCAUGACCACGCAUGCUGCGGUCUUCCGCGAGGGCAAGCUGUUAAAAGAUGGACUAGCGAAGGUCAUCCAGCUGUGCCAACAAUUCAAGGAUAUAAAGGUGUUUGACCGAACUCUAGUGUGGAAUACGGAUCUCAUUGAGACGCUGGAACUACAAAAUAUGCUGGUCAAUGCUGUGCACAUCAUCACUGCCAUGGAAAAUCGCAAGGAGUCCCGGGGCUCGCAUGCUCGUGAGGACUUUCCGAAGCGCUUGGACGAGUACGACUACAGCGCUCCCAUUGCGGGGCAGAAGAAGAAACCAUUAGAUGAACACUGGCGCAAGCACACCUUGACCUUUGCCCUGAACGACGAGGGCUGCGUCGAUGUCAAAUAUCGCGAGGUCAUUGACAAAACCUUAGAUGACACCAUAAAUCCCAUACCACCCGCUCCACGUACCUACUGAAUAAUGAUACCAUAUAAUAAUCCAACCAUGUAAUAUAAUACAUAAUCGAGUGCAGAGCAUUGA